This is a messenger RNA of Amphiprion ocellaris (clown anemonefish), 3966 nucleotides long. It is a transcript of the gene odf2a, whose product is annotated as outer dense fiber of sperm tails 2a. Gene Ontology annotation, biological process: regulation of cilium assembly. The record is from RefSeq and is a predicted model, not a curated record. The coding region runs from base 145 to 2652 and encodes 835 amino acids. Gene Ontology annotation, cellular component: centrosome. The transcript is spliced from 19 exons. NCBI's taxonomy places the organism in Eukaryota, Metazoa, Chordata, Actinopteri, Pomacentridae.
UUCACUACCUGUUAAAGUUUCUUUAAGCGUCCACUCAAGCCCUUUUUAUGCUAGCCUGCUUAUUUUGCUCGUUAAACUACAAUCGCUGACCCGCUAAUGAUCUGUAUUUUUAGACGUUGACGAGUGUUUUUAUUGGUCUCUCUUAUGAGGAAAGUAAUGAGAACCCGAUCAGGUUCUCCUCCAAUUCAUGUCCACAUCAACGACGCCACACCUGUACAUGUACAUGUGAAGAGCCAGGGAACAAAUCCUGCCAGGACAUCUAAGGAGAAGACCAAAGUCGACAGAGGAACUCUUCGACCAACAGCCAAGGUCAAAACUCGUGCGCCAUGGAUACCACCAGGAAAGAUCUCCGUACGGGAUGCUUCAUAUAAGUGGGAGGGACCGACACACUGUCUUGAGAUAACCCCACCGCUGGCAGAAACGGAACCUGAGCAGUCCCAGUCUGUGCUGCGAUUGGCUGACCUUACAUCAGAGGAAGAGGAAGGCUUGCAUGGACGAAUCAGCCAGUAUGAGAGAAAGAUCGACACUUUACUGACUGAAGUCGGCUCUUUGAAAAAUGAGGUGGAACUGCGGAAGAAGGAGCAGCUGCUAGAGCGCCAGUCGGAGCAGCUGAGUGUCUCCCAGCGGGUGAUUGCUGAACAGGAGGAGGAGCUGGCUGAGGUGACCAAGGAGCUGGAGGAGACAGAGCGGGAGAACACACGGUUACGCCAGUCCAUGGAAAAGAUGCUGGAAGAGACAGACUAUAACAGACUAGACAGGGACAGCAUGCAACAGGACAAAGAUGCUCUGCUCAGGAAGCUGAUGGAGGCUGAGGUGGACGGAGCAGCAGCUGCCAAGCAGGUGUCAGCCCUGCGAGAGUCUGUUUCCAAACUGUGUGCUGGUGACAGUACUAAGCUGUCUGGAGCCGAGUCUUCAGUCUUGGCCCGUCAGAAGGAGCUGCUGCUUCAAAAACUGGAGACAUUUGAGGCCACAAACCGAACACUGAGACACCUUCUUAGAGAGCAGCAUGGAUCCCAGCAGAUGGAGUCAAUCCGACUGUCAGAACAGAAGGACACUUUGCUGAAGAGGCUGGCAAACACAGAGGCAGAAAAUGCUCAUCUUGUGGUGAAACUUCAAGACAAGGACAGAGAGGUUAUUCAACUCUCCAGACUUUUACAUAAUGAGAAGGAUAGUGCCAAGAGCACAGCUGAUUUAUCUAAGAGUCUGGAGUCAACAAGAGCUCAUUUACAAGGACAGCUCCGCAGCAAAGAAGCUGAGAACAACCGACUUACUGUGCAGAUAAAGAACCUGGAACGAGCAGCCAACCAGCAGAAAGCGGAGAUGAAGCAUCUGACAGAGCAGCUGACGAGACUGAAGCAUCAGGCCGCCGCAGACCGAGAGGCUCUGAAACGAGCCACGCGAGCCCAGAAACAGCGAGCUGAGCGCAGUGAGGACACAGCAGGCCAGCUGAGCGUCCAGCUGCUGGACAUGGAGAAGCAGGUGGCAAAUGCCCUGUCAGCAGCUGAGACUUGGCAAAGUCGCUAUGCACAAGAAGUUAAAGACAAGGGUAAACUGGAAAUCAAACUGACGCUGUUAAACAGUCGUAUAGCAGAGCUGACCGAGCAGCUACAGAGUACUGAGGAUAAAGGCAGAGCAGAGAGAGAAGCACUGCUGGAUCACCUGCAUGGACUGACCACAGAGAGCACAGCUGCCAAACUGGAGAAUCAGUCCCUCAAGGCUACAGCAUCUGCAGUGGAGGACAAGCUGACCUUGUCUCAGUCAGAGCUCCAGCAGGUCAAAGCUUCCAUCAAACAAUAUGAAAGUCUGCUGGACAGCUAUAAGUUGCAGGUUGGAAAAACCCGGGCGGAGGCAGAUGAGUACUGUGCUCGGCUGGCUCAAGCAGAGCGGGAGGCCCAGGUGGUGAGGGGGGAGCUGGAGCAGGAGAUAGAGGAGGUGCGCAGGGAACUCCUAGGACGACUGGCCGAGCUGGAGCCUCUCCCUGAAGCCUUACAACGCUCCCAGCUCCUGCUACAAGAGGCUCAGGACAGGGAGCGCAGCCAGGAGAGGCGCAGCAUGGAGCUCAACACAACUCUGACUGAUCUCCGCAUGAAGGUGGAAACUCAGGGCAGCCAAAUGGAGCUUCUUAGACAGAAGAACAAGGUGCUGCUUGAGGAGAACAGACAGCUUCAGCAGCGAGUGGAGAGUUUGGAAAGAAAACUGGAGGACGCUGGCUCUCAGAACAGUGGCCUGCUGGCAGUCGUUGCCAAACGGGAAGAAACGAUCCAUAGCAAUCAACUCCAUCUGGAAGAAAAAACAAGGGAAUGUUCCUUACUGAGCCGAAAGCUGGAGGAGGCUUUAGAUGAUGCGCGCCAACAGAUGUCAGAGACCAGAGAACGUGCAGCAACCAAAGAGCGCUCCAUCCAGUCUAAGAUACUGGACCUAGAGACCCAACUGAGCAGGACUACCUCAGAAAUCAGCCAGCUGAGACGCAGCAAAGAGGAGGUGGAGAGGCGGCACCAGAGCCGACUUCAGGACUUGAAGGAUCGCCUGGAGCAGUCAGACAGCACCAACCGAAGCCUACAGAAUUACGUCCAGUUCCUCAAAGCCUCUUAUGCCAAUGUAUUUGGAGAUGUAGCUCUCAGUAGCUCACUGCGAGCCCCCUCACCCAUCUGAUAGCAAAUAUUCCACUGGAUGGAAAAAAUGAAAUUUUAAUCCUUUUUGGAAUCAUAACAACCUUAAAUGUAGAAUUCUUAAUGCCUUGAUGACUUAGAGUAGGUUCUAUAUAGUAACAUGCUUUGGCAGGCAGCAAUACAUGCUGCUUACCCUGUUUCCCACCACUCUCACAGAGCAGUGGAGCUGUCCAAUAGACACUAAGCAUCAGAUUUAUUAACCUUCUGAACCCACAGGCAGUUUUUGGCUGUUGUGCUACUGUCACAUUUAUACUCGUUGUGGGAUCAUUUUUCACUUCUCUAUAAGGCCCUGCACCUCACUGAAAACUGUACAACCAUAGCUAGAAGUAGAGUGGACUCAUUUGUGCAGAAAAACACACUUAUAAGGCCAUAAAUCAUUAAACAGGAAUCAACUUACUUACAAUUUUCCAACUGCCCAUAGGUGUUCAGCCUCUACAAACCUUUUUCACACCACUCUGCACAUCAAGUCCACAAAGAUAUUUCACCAUGCUGAAUGUAUCUUCUAGCAACACACUGACAACUUGCUCCUCAGUGUACCGUUUUCAGCCAUACUGCAAUGAUUUUAUUAAUAAAGUAUGUUUUAUUUUCCUUUCACUAUCUUAAUUUGUGUGAGAGGAGACAUGCUUGUCUACUCUACUGAGUAAUCACAGACUGCUGGCAGAUGUUGUGGCUCAGACGGUUGAAAGAUGCUAUAAUUACAUGAAUACUGUACUUGCAGUGCACUUGUUCUGGUUUAUUGGGAAUUUGUUGUUUGAACUUCGACGUCGAAAUCCUUGUGUGCAUUUCUAAUUUUUAUAAGAGCUACUGUGUCUCUUAGAAUCUUUGCAGAUUUCAUGUUGUCUUCAGCAAUACAUUGUGUGAUAUGAAAGGCUAUUUGUAUUUUACAUGCCAAAAAUAUAAAGAACAGCUAUUUUUAUUCUCAGCUUCAUGACAAACCUAAUGUUUAUCAGAAAAAUAAACAGAAUUGCACUGUAUUUGUAUGGCUAUAUACUAAAAAUGAUUCACUUGUUUUUCAAAUUUAUGUGACUUCAUAGUCAAGCCAUCCAUGAAGAAUUUAAAUGUAACUAUGUUUGUAUGGAGCUGAAAACAUUGGUGCUAUCACUGUCCUUUGGCUGGUUCAAGGCAGUGUGUGUCAAAAUUAUUAUUUUAGGUUUCCAGUUACACAUACUACUUUAGCAGAAUCUGUAUAGUUGUGUCGUUUGUCAUAACUGUUUAAUAGAGUAUUUAAUAAUGGAAUGAUUUCUAUGUACUAUAUAUAACUUUAAAGCAGAAAUAAAAUGUAACUUUUUUCACCUGA